AUGAAGUUGGUUUUGACGAUUCUGAUAGCCACUUUGGCUAUCGGAACAGAAGCAGGAUUCGAGAGACAGUAUACUGUCUGCGGACAUAAAGACGGUGGUCUACACUCAUUUAAAGAAGGACGUACAGGAGACGACGAUGUUUGUGGAAAACGUCUUGCGACGGCUUAUUUCCACGAUGAAGUCAACCAAACGGGAUGGGUUUUCCUUGAAGUUGACGUGAUUAGCCCGAAGAUUCCACACUACUUGCAAGGAUAUGCCGCUGGAUUUGCUGAAGGUCGUGCAACUCGUGAUUUGAUCGACAUGCACAUCAUGAAUACCGUAACCGGUUACUGUGACGGUGCCAAACAUUUCUGCGAUGAGCUCGCCGAGUUCAUCGAGGAUAACUUGAAAUGGAUGGAGACGGAGAUCAAAGAACAUCCGGAAGAUGAGUAUUGGCAGCAAGUGAAUCUAACAGUCAAUCAAUUAUUCGGGUUGAUUCAUGGUUAUGAGAAUACAUUGGGAGCUCAGAUCAAUUAUCGGGAGAUUGCAGUUCACCCAAUUUUCAUGAUUCAACUUGCCGGAGAUCUGGAGGACUUAGCCAUGAAGUUCAAAAAACCAGAAAAUCCGAAGAAAGUCUUCUCAGGACCAGGACAUUGCUCCGCUCUCGUUAAGCUUCUACCGAAAAACGAGGAUAUCUUGUUCUCUCAUGUCACCUGGUCUUCCUACAGCACUAUGCUCAGAAUCAACAAGAAAUAUUCGUUCAAGACUGGAGAUCCAGGACAGGUUUACUCGUUUUCAAGUUAUCCAGCAUCCAUCACCUCCACCGACGACUUCAUUCUCACCUCUGCUAAACUCGCAGUUCUCGAGACUACGAUCGAGAAUUAUAACAAGAAGUCACUCGACCUCAUCACUCCUAAUACAGUUCUCACUUGGAUUCGUGCUGAAAUUGCUCACAGAACAGCAUCAUCUGGAUUGCAAUGGGCGGAAGCAUUUGGAAGACAUAACAGUGGAACAUAUAAUAAUGAAUGGGUUGUAGUGGAUUACAAGCAAUUCCACAGAGGAAAAGAGGUUCAGCCAGAGACUGGAAUCAUUCAUGUCAUUGAGCAGAUGCCAGGCCACAUCGUUCACUCCGACAAGACCGCCCAUCUCUUCCGUACUUCCUACUGGCCAGGAUACAAUCAACCAUACUACAAACAGAUUAUUCGAUUCUCUGAAACUGACAAAAUGGUUGAGAAGUACGGUGACUGGUACAGCUAUGACAAGACCCCUCGAGCACUCAUCUUCGCGCGAGAUCAUGUGAAUGUAAAGGACAUGGACUCGAUGAUUUCAUUGAUGAGAUCAAAUAAUUACACUAAGGAUCCAUUGUCAAAGUGUGACUGUAAUCCACCAUAUUCGGCGACCAAUGCAAUUGCUAGCAGAGCUGAUUUGAAUCCAAUCAAUGGUACUUAUCCGUUCAGGUCGCUCUCGUUUCACGACCUUGGAGCUAUCGACGUCAAAGUCACCAACUCCCGUCUCAUCAACACCCUCCAAUUCACAGCCGUCUCCGGACCACCAGGCGGUGUCACAAAGGACGUUCCAAUUUUUGAUUGGAGAACCAAUCCAUUGAGAAAGAAAGUUCCACAUUUUGGACAGCCUGUUAAAUGGAACUUUGCCCCAGUGACUUACAAAUGGAGAAAAACUUACACUCCAAGCCGUCUUCAGAGAUUCAAACAGUAUUUGUCAGAGAGAUCUUUCUAA
Messenger RNA from Caenorhabditis remanei, 1716 nucleotides. RefSeq lists its product as uncharacterized. Lineage: Eukaryota; Metazoa; Nematoda; Chromadorea; Rhabditida; Rhabditidae. Gene Ontology annotation, biological process: phospholipid catabolic process. The transcript has 10 exons. The record is from RefSeq and is a predicted model, not a curated record. The coding region runs from base 1 to 1716 and encodes 571 amino acids. Gene Ontology annotation, cellular component: extracellular region. Gene Ontology annotation, molecular function: glycerophospholipase activity.